AUGGUGGUGUUUGUCGACUUGGACCAAGAUGCCUUCACCGAGUAUUCCGGUUCAGCGGGCAAACCAUUCCCGUCCAAGCUGACCGUCGCGCCCAUCGCGACCGCAGCAGCUUCGGCUGAUUUCCUUCCUUCCCCCACCUCCUCGGACGAAGAUCGCGAUCGCAGUCGCGACGCAGAUGUCUCCACGACUCCGAAUACUGUCGAGGAUCCGGUGAAUCCUAACCGGAAUGCCUUCUCAGCUGCGCUGAGCUGUUACCCUAUCGUCAAGGAAAUCGCUCGCAAUAUCGAUUUAAAUACCCUCUACGAUUUAUCGCGUACAUGUCGCCAGUUCCAUGUUAACUUGGCGCCCUUCCGGCACCAGCUGGUGCGGGAAACCCUUCGCUGCGAGAACGAGUAUAUCGAGACGGUCGCGGAGAUGCUAGACACUGGUACAGCCAUUCCUAGCAGCGUCAAAUCGGUCCUGCAAUUACUGAGCCAGGGUAGCUCGGAGUCAGGUCGGAUGACGCGUGGGAAAGUGGGCAAGUGUGCACGCGACAUGGUGGGUGAAUGUCGGCGUUGCAGUAAGAUUGUUUGCAGGAAUUGCACUAUCAAACCGCCGUCACAACAAGCGAUGAAGGGUCGUAUUCGUCGACUUUGUCGCACAUGUAACACGGCUCCGCUCUCUCACCAUCUACAAGGGAUGCCAGACGGGUCAUCACUGGACCUCGAUAGCGACCUCGGGAAAGGGAUAAAACAAGAGACGUUAUCACAAAACAUCUGCCACUGCAACGACGCAGUCUGGCUAUGUGUCCAAUGCGGCCAGACCCUCCGCAGCAACGACACAACUUACCGCCGCGUAUGGGCCUGGCGCACGAGAUACAGCACAUACCUCGGCGGAGGCCUCGGCACAGGGAUCGGCGAAGGAUCCCAAGGCGUUAAGUGCGGGCGCGGCGAAACCUGUCUCGCUGGACAGGAGAUCGAGCUCGAAGUUGACUGUGAAGCGGAUGAAAGUUCAAGUGACACAAGUAGCACAGGCUAUCAUAGUCCAACGAGUCAUCCAUCUGCGUCAUCACAUUAUCACCAAGAGCUGGUCUCUUCGGAUAGUCAUGACGACGAGGAACCGGGGUACUUCCGGCAGGAAGUUAUUGGGUUAGGGGGCGUUGUUAAGCAUAAGGCCAAAAAGAGAGUCAUGGUUGGUGCUUGUGUUGUUGAGCAUGAGGAUGAGAGGGAGACGGGGAAGUAUCUUAUUAAGGAGGAGAGUGGAUCGUGUCGGGCUUGGUGUGGGUGGUGUUCGAGGGUGAUUCCGGCGCAGAAUGAACUUGGGAAUGAAUGA
Penicillium pulvis is the source of this 1311-nucleotide messenger RNA. RefSeq lists its product as uncharacterized. The record is from RefSeq and is a predicted model, not a curated record. Lineage: Eukaryota; Fungi; Ascomycota; Eurotiomycetes; Eurotiales; Aspergillaceae. Bases 1 to 1311 code for a protein of 436 amino acids. The transcript has 3 exons.